Molecule: messenger RNA, 2883 nt
Organism: Diaporthe citri
Lineage: Eukaryota; Fungi; Ascomycota; Sordariomycetes; Diaporthales; Diaporthaceae
Exons: 3
Coding region: 1-2883 (960 amino acids)
Biological process (GO): positive regulation of transcription by RNA polymerase II; negative regulation of transcription by RNA polymerase II
Molecular function (GO): DNA-binding transcription factor activity, RNA polymerase II-specific; RNA polymerase II cis-regulatory region sequence-specific DNA binding; zinc ion binding
Source: RefSeq, a predicted model, not a curated record
AUGAGCCCUACCUCAACAGAGCACGACUUCCGAUUCCCACGAAGGCCCGCCGACAGCGGCCCCGGCGACAUCAAGCCGGAGCAAUCAGAGCGCUCCGCUCCCGCCAGGACUAACAAGAGCAUCGGUACCGCCUCACUGGUCACCAACGGGAGCCCCAGCAACACCCACAGGUCCAACACCACCACCACCACCAACAAGUCCAAGAACACCGCAGAGAUGCGCGGCAGCCUCAAGGAAGUCCGCUUUGAUCUCUCAAAGACCCUGGACAAUGCACGAGGCACCUUGUCCAAGACGGACGCCUUCGCCGGUUUCCAGGAUGGCAUCGCAGGGAUGAGCUCCAGCCCGGCCGACCUGGGCAAGGAGGACCCGCUGGCCGCCCAGGUCUGGCGCUUCUUCAGCAAGACGAAGCAGAGCCUGCCCAACCAGGAGCGCAUGGAGAACCUCACAUGGCGCAUGAUGCAUGCCAGUCUGCGCAAGCAGCAGCUCGCCAACGAGUCUUCCAGAUCCGGUGGGAAUGCCCCCAGCGGCAUCGCCCAGUUGCGAAAAUCAUCUGAGCACAAUAUAUCCACCUCGGACCCCAUGAACCUUGACGACUUCCUCGUCGCUGACAAUGUUGCGACUCCCGCCGGAACGGCCAGCAGUCCUUCGCCCGAGCUCUCAAAGCGAGGCGAAGACAAGCCGAUGCGCUCGCACAUCACCGCCAUCCCCAUCAAACACCGCCAGGCCUCUCUCCCGCACUUCGUACCCCAGUCUGUCCCUGUCCCUGCUCACGCGCCCAAUGUUCAGCACGAGUUCGGGUACAUUACGAGGCACCACAGGAAGACGAGCAUCGACGAGAGACGGACUCGCAAGCGGCCAGCCGACUUCUCGCCUCACGUGUCCGGCAUUGGCGGACUAGAAGGGGACGGUGACUUCCAUGAGUACACGCUCGACCAUCCCAAUACAUCUGGCAUGGGUCACGGGCCCAAUCACCCUGGCGUGCCAUUCCCCCUGGACACCUUUCAGAUGGAGAGUGAUCCCAUCAUCACCUCUGCAGGGCCUUUCCAACCGAACUUUGCCUUUUCUCCAGGCACCUCGCCGAUGGCGCACCAUGGGGCGUUCGCCAACAUGUAUAACAACCAGUCCAUGCCCUCCUCGGCCGUGCAGAACACCGAGUUUUAUUCACCGCCUGGAUCGGCCUACCAAUCCGCCGUUUCUACACCCCAUCCCAUCCACGAGGAACCCUUUUACUUUGGCUCCAUGGACGUCCGUCAUCAACGACCACACCCGUUCCGGCCAGCACCAACGACCUUGGCCAACUCGAUGCCAAACCAGUUCAUGUACAAUCCGUCCAAUGGCAACCCCAUGUUCCCCACCACCUCUGGUGCGGACCCUGCCUCCGCCUUCGCCACCAGCAAUUCCUUUGGCCACAUUGACCCAAGUCAGGUCUUUCCAGACCACUCUGUCCGGUCUCCCGGUGUCAGUAUGAUGCCGGACAGCAAUGGCAUGUUCAGCUUUGGGCCAGAUUCGGAUGAUGGAGAGGAAGAUGUUGGUGCUUUCGCUGACCGCAAUAUGACGAUGCCGCAUGACUUCUCCUCAACCGAGUUCGACGCUGAGGGAAUGCCAUCGCAUGGCAACGCGAUGCAGUGGGAUGCGUCCUUGCCUGGGCAAUUCAGCACCCAGGCUGCACGCUACCCGGGUGGGCCGCCUACUGCCAAGCGGGUCACUAUCGGUGGGACGACAACAGAUUAUGUGGACUCCAACGACUGGGAAGGCGGCAAUCUCGGCCGAAGUCAAUCUCAGUCAUUCAGACAUGGCGGAGACCGCCGACAGAAAGUGCCGCGAACUGCGUCAACCCCAGCGGUAAACCGAGGCAAUGCGUUUGAUCGCCUCUCGCGAUCCAAUCCCAAUUCCCCACCGGCAGACGGGGCUGGUCACACGUCCGGAUACUCCUCCGUGAACCCCAGCAGACCGUCGUCACCUCCUGGGUCCAAGAACGGCUCUUCGACGAAUCUGCAGGCUGCUAACACCUCGUCAACCGACGGAACCGCUCCCACUACUUGCACAAAUUGCUUCACCCAAACCACGCCUCUUUGGCGUCGGAACCCUGAGGGUCAGCCACUUUGUAACGCCUGUGGUCUGUUCUUGAAGCUCCACGGUGUUGUGAGACCGCUGAGUUUGAAGACGGAUGUCAUCAAGAAGCGGAAUCGUGGCUCAGGCAACAGCCUGCCUGUGGGUGGAACAAGUACGCGAUCGGGGAAGAAGAAUGCCAGCGUGAAUGCUUCGCACAACAAUUCCGGGACCAACACUCGCAAGAACUCCUCGCUCGCCAUCUCUUCCUCGGCUAGCAACAUCGUUAGCCAGGCUUCGACGCCUCCGGCGACCAACCGCGCCGGCAGCGUCAAUGCCAGCGAUUCCCCAGUCAGCGGUGGGCCGUCGGGCGGCAACACUGCUGGGAGCAGCCCAACAAGUUUCCACGGGAACGCAGGCACAGCGAACGGUGCAGUGGGUGGAAAGGGCGUCGUUCCUAUUGCGGCCGCCCCACCGAAGUCCACUCCCGGACCUGGGGCUUCCGCACUUCCGCGCACAGUCGCAGUAUCCGCCAAGCGACAGCGGAGGCACAGCAAGAGUGCAGCUGACAAUGCCGGGAUGGACAUUGACAGCCCCGAAAACUCGACCGGAUCCAACGAGACGGCCCGUUCGAUCGGUUCGAGCAGUGGAUUCGGUACCAUGUCGAACUCGGCCAGCCUGGGCCUUGCCAACGGCUUCGGCAUGACGCAGAGGCCCAUGGUUGGCUCCGGCAUGAUGAAGGGCAUGCCUGCCGGUCAGCCGCCCGUGACAGUGGCGCCUAACGGUACCGGAACUGGCCCCCAGGAAUGGGAGUGGCUGACCAUGAGUCUCUGA